AUGCCUCCCAAAGCUGCUCCUCGUGGGGGCGCCCGUGGAGGUGCCGCCAACCGCGGUGCUCGCACUGACUCAACGACCACGACUCCCGCUGGCGGGGACACAACACAAAACGCGCCCUCGGCCACCGGUGCAGCCGGACCCGCGAGUCGAGGUUCAGUGCAACGACUUCAAUCUCUGAAUAAACGUACACCUUCUGGCAGCAUUGCGCCAAGUAGCCGACCACCUUCGGCGCUUGGCGGCGAGCCGCCUAAACCAGUCCUGAAACAUAGACCCAAGGCUGUUGGCCGUCGCAGCAAGCAAGAGCGAGAGGAGAUGGAGAGGCUUGAGAAGGAACGAUACAACGAGCGUCUCAAGGAGGCUGCCGCUAUCCAGCGCGGUCGCGGUGGUACUGCUCGUCGCGCUGGGUUCCGUGGCCGUGGUGGACCCAUGGCUAUGGCUGUGGGUGGAUUUGGUGGACGGGGUGGCAAGAGAGGCCGUGGCCGUCAUGGUGGUGGUGGUGGAUAUGGAGGAGGCCCUGGCGGCGCAGGCUCAGGAUAUAAUCGGUCUGGUGUUACUGGAGGCAACCGUGGACGCGCAUACGACUCCUCGGACGACGAGGAACAUGCACUCCGCAUCAGCAUCGAUCACAUCAACCUGGAUAGCGAUGAGGAGGAUUGGGACACACCGAAGGACUUCAAGGGCAAACAGCCCAGCAGAUCGUCCGGCGACCGUGGACUUCGUCCCGUCCGUGUUGAGCGACAUGAACACGAGGAAAGAGUCAUCAGCGUCAACAUGGAAUCUAGCUCGCACAAAGCAGCCGACAUCCGCAAAAAGGCAGAGAAGGAGAAGGCUGCGAAGGAUGUUGCUACUCCUGUCAAAGUUAAAGCUGAGCCGCGAGACGACGAUACAGCUAUGCCAGAUGCUAUUCCCCACGCAGACGAUGACGACUUCCUCCCAGAGCACAACGUUCGUGUGCGCUCAGCUCAAAGCAUGAGCCCAACGAAGAGAAGCACGACAGAAUUACGGUCAACUCAAGCCACACCCGAACCCGAAAUCCCAGACCCACGCAGCCUUCUUCACACCAAGGAGGAGAUUGAUGAAUAUGAUAGACACAUGGAGGACUUGGCUAUUAUCAGAGAUCUUCUCGUUCCCAAGGAGUCAAAGAAAGCCACGACAGAAGUAGAAACCAUCGAAGGAGCUGCCGAGGGUGAAACUGCUACAACAGAAGGGGAAGAUAAGGCCCAAGCGGGCGAAGCGAAGGAAGCGGAAGAAGAAGCGGAAGAAGAAGAGAAUCCCCUGCAAGGCCAGAUGUUCCUCAUGCAAUUCCCACCAAUGACUCCCAGCCUCAAGGUCGACGGAACUGAUCAAGGCGAUCAAUCUCAACCUGCGGCUGCAGCUGCAGCUCCCCAGGGCGAGAUCAAGCGCGAAGCAGGCGACGACGUGGAGAUCUUGGACAACCCCAAGUCCACCGAAUCACAAGAUAGCAACAUUCUCACAGCUGGCAAACCAUGGGUACUGCCCACCGGCCGUGUCGGCAAACUGAACGUACACCAGUCAGGCCGUGUGACUCUAGACUGGGGUGGCAUCAGUAUGGAGCUGGAUCGUGGAGCACCGGUAGGUUUCGUCCAGGAGGCAGUCAUCAUGUCCAAGAAACCACCCCUGCCUGCCGGUGCAAUUGAGGAUGACUCGGGCAACCUUAUUUGGUCUAUGGGUCAAUUGUCUGGCAAGUUCACAGUUACGCCCAAUUGGGACGAAAUGCUUUGA
Penicillium paradoxum is the source of this 1743-nucleotide messenger RNA. Its product is annotated as putative DNA-directed RNA polymerase III RPC4. Bases 1 to 1743 code for a protein of 580 amino acids. Gene Ontology annotation, cellular component: RNA polymerase III complex. Lineage: Eukaryota; Fungi; Ascomycota; Eurotiomycetes; Eurotiales; Aspergillaceae. The record is from RefSeq and is a predicted model, not a curated record. Gene Ontology annotation, biological process: transcription by RNA polymerase III. Gene Ontology annotation, molecular function: DNA binding. The transcript has a single exon.